AACGAAAGACCUUGUGGGAAUUACUCACACAGCGCGCUUCAACGUUGUUGGUUAUUUAGGUUAAACGUAAAUGUGCGCGUAAUAAUUUAAAAACACAUGUAAUGUAAUCAAGUGUAGAUAAAGUGAAGUUAAUACGUUUAUUAAUUAUUAUAAUGAUCUGCUUAAUGGAUUAUUAAAUAGCAUAGACUUUAAUUCUUUUUUUCCAAUUCUAUUCUAAAGUCUAUUCUCUGUGUCUAUGAAUCGUCUGUGGCAUUAACAUUGAUCGUAUUCAUAGUCUUGCGUACAAUCGACCUCGGCUAUAUUUAUAGUAGUACAGUUGGUAUCCCUUGUGACGGAACAUUAUGGCAAAGAGGUUUUUGUCUCCAAUCGUUUUUAAAUUAAACCAUAGCUAUAAUGACAUAAGACCUAUAUUGCAAUGUGUUCACAAUAAAAAACUCCACACUGAGCCGUCAGUAAAAGAAAUACGAAUACCUGUGAAAUGGGGUCACCUAGCUGCGAAGCUAUGGGGCAGCGAGCACGAGCGGCCCAUACUGGCGCUUCACGGAUGGCAGGACAACGCAGGCACUUGGGACCCCUACGCUCCCAUGCUCUGCAAUAAACGCCCGAUACUUGCAAUCGACUUCCCCGGCCAUGGCUUCUCGUCUUGGAUACCAGAUGGGAUGCAUUAUUACCCAUGGGAUCUACCACGAUUAAUUUUAUAUUUAAAAGAUUAUUUCAAAUGGGAUAAAGUGUCGCUGCUGUGUCACUCGAUGGGGUCAAUCGCCGGCAUGCGCUUCGCGAGCGUAUUCCCAGACGACGUUGACUUCUACAUCGCAGUCGACAGUCUUAUUUAUGACGACUACGAUUUAAAUCAAGUAGUAGAGAACUAUUCCAGAAUAUUGAAAAAAUUACAGGCCCUUCAGGACCUGAAAGGUGAACCACCGAGUUAUACGAAGGAAGAAAUGAUUAAAAUAUGGCAUCUGGGUACGACGAAAUCUGUAUCUAAGGAAAGUGUGCCUUAUUUGCUGGAACGCGGCGCCAAAGAAUCUUCAAAGGAACCAAACAAAUACUAUUUCUCGAGAGAUCCACGACUAAAGAAUAUUCUGUUCAGCGCUGAGGACAAGAAACUAGUAGAAACAUUGAUGAAACGACUAAAAUGCCCUACACUUUAUUUUAAAGGCAUAGAUUCCCCAUACGGAGCAGAUGAGUUCUCUGUAGAGAUGCGGGAAACAGUCGCUCAGAAUAAUAGCAAUUUUGAGUGUCAUUUUAUACCCUCCACUCACCAUUUGCAUUUAAAUAAUCCAGAAUUAAUUGAACCCAUAAUACGAAACUUUCUACAGAAGCAUAAUUUUAUAAAGUAGUAAAU
Molecule: messenger RNA, 1345 nt
Organism: Bicyclus anynana (squinting bush brown)
Lineage: Eukaryota; Metazoa; Arthropoda; Insecta; Lepidoptera; Nymphalidae
Product: probable serine hydrolase
Exons: 3
Coding region: 342-1340 (332 amino acids)
Source: RefSeq, a predicted model, not a curated record